AUGGAGCUUUCAGAUCCAUAUUCAUUUACUCGCUCCGAAGGAGCUACUGAUAUUCCACAGUGCUCAUUAAGUUCGGACCAUUUCGUCGGCCGAAUAAAUGUAUCUUUCGAAGAAAUCCCUUUGGAGCAGUUGGAGGAGAUGUACAAUUACUUGGAGCCAGGUGGUCACAAUAUUCCGGACGAUUGUCGGGCUGCGAACCGUAUAGCAGUAAUCGUUCCGUAUCGGGACAGGCAAUCUCACCUUCGUAUACUUUUGAAUAAUAUGCACCGAUUCCUCACAAAACAAAAGUUGGACUAUUCCAUUAUAGUGGUGGAGCAAAUCGAAAAUCAAACGUUUAAUCGAGCUAAGAAACUAGACAAACCUCAUUGUCGGCUAAUGAUCUGUCGUUUAGUUCUUAAUGUUGGAUUUAUGGAGGCCAACAAAAUCUACAAAUGGCAAUGUUAUCUGUUCCAUGAUGUGGACCUUCUUCCGGAAGAUGACCGUAAUUUGCACACUUGUCCUACCAAUAAUCCACGGCAUAUGGCAGUAGCAGUGAAUAAAUUUGACUACAAG
Molecule: messenger RNA, 552 nt
Organism: Cooperia oncophora
Lineage: Eukaryota; Metazoa; Nematoda; Chromadorea; Rhabditida; Trichostrongylidae
Source: the annotation of a GenBank genome assembly